Photinus pyralis (common eastern firefly) is the source of this 1566-nucleotide messenger RNA. RefSeq lists its product as uncharacterized. Gene Ontology annotation, biological process: DNA integration. The transcript has a single exon. Gene Ontology annotation, molecular function: nucleic acid binding. Lineage: Eukaryota; Metazoa; Arthropoda; Insecta; Coleoptera; Lampyridae. The record is from RefSeq and is a predicted model, not a curated record. Bases 1 to 1566 code for a protein of 521 amino acids.
AUGGCCAAUUACGCCGAUUAUCUUGCACAUUUUGAUUACGAAGUAGUAUAUAAGACAUCAAAAGCAAACGCCAACGCAGAUUACUGCUCAAGAGUCACACCACCAACGGGAUCGGCAAGUGCAAUUCGCCACAUCUCAUCGGCUACGAGGGAGGAGGUAGAUGGGUUUGACGAUUUCGAUUUUUUCACAAUUCAUCAGAUUCAACAGCUCCCUGUCAAAUCCGAAACUAUAGCCCGCGAAACUAGAAAAGACUUGCAUCUCGGCCGAAUUAUUCAACUUUUAGAAACAGGCCAAAACUUGGCCCAACAUGGUCUCAAAGCGCCAGAGGUUAAGUAUACACUCGCUGCGAACUGUCUGAUGUUUGAACAUAGAGUGGUCGUACCACCGACGUUACGACACGCUAUCCUCAAAGACCUGCAUGCGGCCCACUUAGGUAUAGUCAAGAUGAAGGCAAUGGCACGUUCCUUUGUGUUUUGGCCGGGAAUCGACACGGACAUUGAGAAUGUAGCAAAGUCCUGCACAGAUUGUAUCAGACACGCUCACGUUCCGCCCAAGUUUCGAGAACAUCACUGGGAAUACCCUAAAGCACCGUGGGAACGCAUUCACAUUGAUUACGCGGGUCCAGUAGCAGACAAAAUGCUAUUGAUCAUCGUAGAUGCCUACAGUAAAUGGCUUGAAGUAAGACCUACGACUUCCACGACAGCCACCGCCACAAUUACAAUCCUGGACGAUUUAUUCACGGCAUACGGUGUGCCAGUUACGGUAGUGUCAGACAAUGGUAGGCAGUUCAUCGCAGAUGAUUUUAAAAGCUUCCUACGAAAUAGUGGCGUGAAGUAUCACAAACUGUCGGCACCUUACCAUCCCUCUACAAACGGGCAAGCAGAACGCUACGUUCAAACUGUGAAGGAUGCGCUUUACGCAAUGAAAACAACUAAAGAAACGCUCCGGAGCAACCUAAACGAGUUCCUUCGUCAAUACCGGAAGGCUCCACAUUCGGUUACGAUGCUUCCACCGGCCCGACUUUUCCUAGGGCGAGACCUACGAACUCGUCUUGACCUGACAAGACCUGACGAUGUCCAGACAAGAGUCACCCAAAAACAUCAAGCAAACAUGAGCUCUACCUUCCGCAUACUAAACGUUGGACAAGAUGUGUACUUCUUAUCUGGAAACAAAAACAUGGACAAAUGGCUCCCAGGAGUUAUUACUGCUCGCCUCGGAGAUCUUCACUAUGAAAUUAAACAUGGGGAUAAAACGGUGAAACGUCAUAUCGACCAAAUUAGAAUAUUCGCAGAAAAUAUCAAAGAAACAGGUGUCGACCAACAACGAAAAACAACGCCUGAAGAGCCCAUAUUGCGACGUAUUCGUUUUCAUGGCCAACAAAGGAACUCGCCAGCGGCCGCCGAGCCCACUCUGGGAACAGCUACCCCAGUUCUAUCACCAGCGCAGGAAACUGCCAGAGCCGACGCGACUGAAAGAGACCAGGUGACACCGGUAGCUCCAAGAAGGUCGGAACGGACACGACGCGCUCCUCUCCGAUUUACACCAGUUCACAAUUUGUUUAAUUAG